AUGCAGCAUUAUGGGGUGAAUGGAUAUUCCCUGCACGCUAUGAACUCGCUCAGUGCCAUGUACAACCUGCACCAGCAGGCAGCACAGCAGGCGCAGCAUACGCCCGACUACCGCCCCUCGGUGCACGCGCUGACCCUGGCAGAGAGACUUGCCGGCUGUACAUUUCAAGACAUCAUCCUGGAAGCCCGAUACGGGUCCCAGCAUCGCAAACAGCGCCGGAGUCGCACGGCGUUCACUGCGCAGCAGCUGGAAGCUCUGGAGAAGACUUUCCAGAAGACGCACUAUCCUGAUGUAGUGAUGCGGGAGAGACUGGCCAUGUGCACCAACCUACCUGAGGCCAGAGUGCAGGUUUGGUUUAAGAAUAGAAGAGCCAAAUUCCGCAAGAAGCAGCGAAGUCUCCAGAAAGAGCAACUACAGAAACACAAAGACUCUGAAACAGGGAGCAGUGAGGCCAAACUUGAUUCCGCCCCUGCGGAGCCUGCAACGCCCAGCUGUGACUCCAAGUCCGGCAAACCGGAGCUGAACUCAGCACUAUCCGAUCAGUCCGCCAGCGAGUCUGCAGCCGAGGAGCAAACCGACAAAGAGGAGGAGUCCAGGGGCCCGCAGGAGGAAGAAACCGCAAAACCUUCACCCUCAGAAUCCAAAGUCCCCAACUAUAAGAGAGCAAGUCCCAAAACAGAGUCCCCGGGCAGCAGUACUGUGGCCCCAAGUUCCAGUAAUUGUCUUCCUCCGACUCAUUCCUACUCAUCCUCUCCGCUAAGCUUGUUCCGCCUGCAAGAACAGUUCCGGCAACACAUGGCAGCCAACAACCUGGUGCAUUACUCGUCUUUUGAUAUGGCCAGUCCACCAGCUGUGCCAUACCUGGGCAUGAAUGUGGGAAUGGCACCACUCAGCACCUUGCACUGUCAGUCGUACUACCAGUCUUUGUCCCAUGCUCAGCAGGUCUGGUCCUCUCCCAUUCUGCAGAGUCCCGGGACCCUUCCAAGUCUCAACAGCAAAACCACAAGUAUUGAAAAUUUGAGGCUCCGUGCGAAGCAACACGCGGCUUCCUUAGGACUGGACACGUUACCCAACUGA
Bufo gargarizans (Asiatic toad) is the source of this 1077-nucleotide messenger RNA. RefSeq names its product diencephalon/mesencephalon homeobox 1 (gene DMBX1). The record is from RefSeq and is a predicted model, not a curated record. NCBI's taxonomy places the organism in Eukaryota, Metazoa, Chordata, Amphibia, Anura, Bufonidae. Bases 1 to 1077 code for a protein of 358 amino acids. Gene Ontology annotation, biological process: regulation of transcription by RNA polymerase II. The transcript has 4 exons. Gene Ontology annotation, molecular function: RNA polymerase II transcription regulatory region sequence-specific DNA binding; DNA-binding transcription factor activity, RNA polymerase II-specific.